AUGAGAACACCAGAUGGAUGGUUAUCUGAACAAACGCAUCCAUUGAAUUUGAGCAAACAUCGCAGGUUUUCUAAAGUUCAUGGUAUCACGUUUAAUAUGGAAACGGGGGAAAUUAAUUUUUUAUUUCAGCCUGAAUGUGUAAUAAGUAAGGACGGAUUAUUCGAUGUGAAUGAUGUUAAGGAAGUUUUAGCUAAUGACAUAACAAGUUCAACAUUUACAUUGGAUCCACCGAACUCUGAAUGUAGAUGGCAUCCAUUUCAAGAAAUGAAAUAUACACCGAGUGCUUUGUCGAACACAAAUUAUAAGAAUACAUUACUGUACGCAGGUUAUUUGCUGAAAAUGAUAUCUACAGACAUAGAAGUUUGUUCCAAACCGCCAUUUCAAAUGCGUCAAAUAUCAAAUGGUUUCAUGAAACGGCUGCCAGAAUGGCUACAAAAUAAAUUAAAACCAAUAAAUAAUAAGCUUAAAUUGGACAAUUUACAUAGAUUUUGGAUAGAAGCUCAAAAGAUAACAUAUCAAGCUGAUUCUAAUAAAAAUCGUCAUUCUAAUAUUCUAACAUAUUAUCUUGGAGAUGUAAAAAUGUAUGUUAAAACACAAUUAAUGCAAUAUGAUGAAAAAGGCCAUGUAAUCGGUGACACAAAUGACCAAUCUAAUUCCAAUGAUUUGGUAGAUGAUUCGCCGGAAGCUCACUUUGCUAGAACAUUUACAAAGUAUUAUGAUCAAAUUGGAUUAUAUUUUCCAGAAUUAUUAAGACUGAAAGAAUUACUACAAUUAUGA
This is a messenger RNA of Didymodactylos carnosus, 777 nucleotides long. The record is from the annotation of a GenBank genome assembly. Lineage: Eukaryota; Metazoa; Rotifera; Eurotatoria; Philodinida; Philodinidae.